CUUUGGUGGCACCUCUCCAGCCGCCCCUCCCCUUGCGUACGCAACGCACACACAGGCCGCACGCGUGGGCUUUCUCGCAGGCCAGGGAGAGCGAGCUGGGGGAUCAACAUGCCUAAGGUCAAGCGGCGGAGGGGCACGGGGGGCGCAGGGGAGGCGGCCAGGAACGUGUCCCUGGCCGAGCAGAUCAUAGACGGGGACUCGGUGAAGCCCACCACGCGGGUGAAGCGGCGAGGCAGAGGCGGGCAGCAUGGCGGUGGGGAACAGGAGGACCAGUACGUGGAUGAGAAGCUGUCCCGGAGGAUCCUGGAGCAGGCUCGGAUCCAGCAGGAGGAGCUGGAGGCUGAGCACUGCCCCGGCAAAGGAACCGAACCGAAGAAGGAGAAGACCACGGUGCUGGGGUCUGGAUCACAGGAUGUGGAUUCUGAUGCAGAGGAUGAUGAGUGGCCCACACUGGAGAAGGCUGCUGCAUCCAUGGGAAAGGGGGAGUACUGUGAGGAGGUGACGGUGGACCCUGAGGAUGAGAGAGCCAUUGAAAUGUUCAUGAACAAGAAUCCGCCGCUAAGGCUCACGCUAGCCGAUAUCAUCAUGGAGAAGAUCACGGAGAAGCAGACAGAGGUGGAGACAAUGAUGUCGGAAAUAUCGGGCCACCCCAUGCCUCAGCUGGACCCCCGCGUACUGGAGGUCUACAAGGGUGUCCGAGAAGUGCUAUCCAAAUACAGGAGUGGCAAACUCCCCAAAGCAUUUAAAAUCAUCCCAGCACUGUCAAACUGGGAGCAGAUCCUUUACAUCACAGAGCCAGAAACAUGGACUGCAGCUGCCAUGUAUCAAGCAACCAGGAUCUUUUCCUCCAACCUGAAGGAGAGGAUGGCCCAGCGCUUCUAUAACUUAGUGCUGCUCCCACGAGUGAGGGAUGACAUCGCCGAGUACAAGCGCCUCAAUUUCCACCUCUACAUGGCUUUGAAGAAGGCUUUGUUCAAGCCAGGAGCCUGGUUCAAAGGGAUCCUGAUCCCCCUGUGUGAGUCGGGGACCUGCACGCUACGGGAAGCCAUCAUCAUAGGGAGCAUUCUUGCUAAGUGCUCGAUCCCCGUCCUUCACUCCAGUGCUGCCAUGCUGAAGCUCGCCGAGAUGGAAUACAGCGGCGCCAACAGCAUCUUCCUGCGCCUGCUCAUCGACAAGAAAUACGCUCUGCCCUUCCGCGUGGUAGACGCCCUGGUCUUCCACUUCCUGGCCUUCCAGACGGACCGGCGCACCUUGCCCGUGCUGUGGUACCAGUGCCUCCUGACCUUCGUCCAGCGCUACAAGGAGGACCUCUCCUCGGAGCAGAAGGAAUCCCUAUUGGAGCUGCUCAAGUUCCACUGCCACCCGCAGAUCUCGGCCGAGAUCAGGAGGGAGCUGGUGAACUCCAAGUCUCGGGACGUGGAAGGGCUGCAGCCGGUGGCCAUGGAGUGAGGCUGGGGGAGAGAGGUGGGGACUGCAGGGAGCUGGGGACUCUUUCUGGCAGGGAGAAGCUGCAGCCCAGAAUUUGCCUUAUGGCUCAUGGCUUGCUGGGGACGCUGUCCCAUGGCUGCCUUCUUCACUGGAAGAGGAAGAGGGGCUCAGCUGGCGAGCUAGAUCUUUGGCUGGACCAAGCGGUGUGUGUCCGUCACUGAGAUCCCCCAUGACUCCUUCCCCAUGGCCCAGGGGGCGGAAGCAGGCCGUGCUCUUCACCUGGCCCUUCCCUGGGAGUUAAACUCUGCAGUGGUGGAAGCUGCCUCAGAUCAGAAGAUGUGCUUACUGGCCUGAGACCAACAGGUGUCCUGGGAGAGUGAAAGAGCUCUGGGCUGCUCCUGUGUCUGAGAAUAAAACGUUUCCCCGGGACAUACAGAGCGUGCUCUAGUGUCUGGUGCAAUUGGAAAGAUUCAGUUGCAGCCACUUUAAAGGGACGGUCAGGUGGCAGGGAGCCAGCUCCUUCCUCCUCCUGGAAGAGGUGGUGCAUUCGGGGGCAGUCACUGAGGGCACGUGUGAUCUGUUCCAGUCCCUGCUCCGCCAGCACCACUGUCCCCUUGAUGCACGCUGAAGAACUCUUCCCUUCCUCUCAAUGCUGCCUUCCGUCUUCUGUAACUUGUCCCUCGUUUCACUGAGGAUAAAUUUGAAAGGCAGCCCCGGGUUCCCUGCACAGCAGGGAACGAGAUUGCGCUCUCCCGCAUACAUCUUGGUUGCUGGCGGGCGAUGCCCUGGGGAAGGAUUGGUGUCUGGGUUGGCAGCUGCAGACGUUUCCGUUCGGUGAGCAGAAUCAGUUAUUCCCCCGCCUGAGGUGCAGUCGGCACCAGGCUGCUUCUGCAGGCACGGGAAGAGUAAUGCAUUCGAUGGGGGUUUAGCUCCAGGGGAGACUGAUGGAGCAGUGGGUUUGUUUGCAGAGAGCUGGCUCCCUCAGGACAGCCACUCACUAGCAGGGAGAUGACGGAACAAUGUGCAGAGCUCCCAUCAAUCUGCUCCGUAGCGUUUAGCAGGAACGGUCACAGGGGAAGGCAGCUACUCUGUAAUUACCCAGCUGCACGUUGAAAGGAGCGCUCUCGGCGUAAGUGAUUGAGAGCCGCCUGCAAGCCAGGAGGGAUGGGGGACAGAACAGGAAGCCAAAAGCAAGGCUGGGUGUUGGUAGCAGUUCUGCACAGUGGUGAGGAGGCAGCUGGGAAGAAGCCACAGACAGGAGGUGAUGGAGCCAGGACUCCUGGGUACUGUCUCUAGGUGUGACCUUGGGGACGUCACUUGGCCACACAGGGUGUAAUGAAGGGGGAGCGAUUAUCUCACCAUGUCCUUGGAUCACCCCCUACGUAAGCACUAACCGUGUCCCUUCGAGUAGAUGCGCUGAUACAGGAGAGCCCAGAAAGCCUGUUUGAACUUUUCCUCUCUCCAAUUGGACGUUGCUUCCCUCCCUGCCACCCGUGCAGGGGCAGACUGGGACUCACCUGUUAAAAUGAUACAUGUGUUACUCACUCCAAGGCUAAAGACGAGGCCCGUAACUGAUCUGACCCAGCCAUUCAGGGCUCAGUUAAGAUGCAGACUGAACACUGCCGCCACCCCCAAUUCUCAAUGAUUUCAAUUGGCUCCUGAGCCACUGUUACUGCUUUAGAGAAGGGACCUAUUCUCUUUUACUCCUUCCAUCUCAGCGUUUACUGGGGCUGCCGGAGGCAGCUGAGAGGGGAGGUGGAAGGAGACAGGAAGUUUGGGCUUGGCGACUGCUUUUGGCCGGGUCAGUACAGCACCUAGCACAUUGAGGCCCUGGCCUGAUCCGUGAUGGGGGCCUCUGGAUGGUCCUGCACUGGAAAUAAUUCACAGCAGUUGAACUCGCUCCUAGGUCUGAACAAGGGAAGGGGACUGGUUAUUUGAAGAGGUGGUAAGAGGAGCUCUCCUGGGGCCUGUCCCCUACGCAGUUGAUCCAGAAGGUCAGCCAGGAUGAGAUUGGCACCUGUGCAGGUAUGAGUCUGGGAGCCCUUUCCACACCCACCCGUUCUACUGGAGACAGCCACAACCUGGAGCUUUAAGAGUGGCGGAGCCAUUGUCCUCUGGCUGCUCAGCCUACCUCCUCUGAGCGCUGCAGUUCAGGGUCCAGUCCCCAUGCAGGCAAAGCUGAGGCCUUGAAAUCAGUGGAGACCUUAGUCCUUCCAGGGCAAUGGCCUAUAUGGCAACUGUCCCCCCAGCAACACAGGAGGCUUAGAGUCUGUGUCCUAGCCUGCUAAGCCAGCUCCUUGUCUAGUUAUCUCUGCUCACAGCUGCUCAGAGGCUUUCACACCGCCUUGAGCUAAAGGAAGUUGGGGUUGAUCUACCUCAGUCCUCCAGGAGGUGGCGAAACACAGCAGGCAAACAAAGGGGGCAGGCAGAGGGGCUGUCAGAAUGGGCCCUAUGUAACCCCUGCUCCAGACAGGGCAAAGGGCAGUUCCUUCCGUGCAGGAAGAGGAGCGAUCCUCCCGCUGCUGCUCCUGACUGCAAGAGGACAGGAUGCGAAAUCAUCAGGAUGCCUGUGUUUGAUUACUAACUCCCUCUCCCCCUGCAAGCACCCUGAGCCUCACUUGUGACAGGCAGGGAUAAGAACUACCCUGUAGGGAGCAGGAAGGCAUAAAAGUGCUUUGAGCUACAGGCUAAAGGCCUGGAGACUGCGGAGUUGGAGUCAGCAGCUGUGCUGCCAGGCUUGACUUGUCCUGCUGGAAUCACCUGCUGUGAGGACCCCCUCCCAGGAACAGGGAUUCUGUGCUUACGCAGCAGGCUGGCACAAGAGGGAAGAAAAGGCCCUCUCACAGGGCAGAUGCCAGGCUCCCCAGGCCAUGACCUUAGGGGAAGAAUGUGGUUUCUCUUGCUGCUGGAGGAUGCGCUGCAGGCUUGGCUGUUACCAGGCAGAAUGGCAGGGAGGAAGCAAGGUGCUAAGCCAGUUUUCACGGCAGCCCCACAUCAUCCUCUGCUCAGGCAGCUAGAGCCCAAACCCUCCUGCUGUCGCCACACAUCCCCGCGGCGCUCUGUGGAAAGUACACACAACAGCCACCAGCAGAGCUGAGGAGGGGAGUGUGAGAAAGCAAAGUGGCGAGGUGGUGGCUUUGAAGGGGGAAAUCCCCGAAUGCAAAGAGCUGAGGCAGGGGGAAACCUCCACGUGUCAGCUUGUGGUACCCACUGCUAAAAACAGUCGCUCCAGGGAGCAGCUCAGCACCUCGCUGCAAUGCGCCAGUCCCAGCUCCCCAGUGCUCCUCCUCUGCACCCCCAUGCUCCAGUGUGCUUCCCUACCACACUGCAGUGAAGUCCUUCCCUGCCACUCCAACAAGCCCACCUCCCACACCAGCGCAUCCCUCCUGUCCAGGCCUCUCUAGUGCAUGCUUCUGUGCAGUCACUUCACAGUCACCCUGAAUAAUCGAAGGGGCACAAGCUUUGCAGAGCUGCAAUCGCGAGUUAGCUCACCUUCCCCGUGACACCCAAGCCACGUGCGUUCAUGUUCUGCUUGGCUUUGUAACCCAAAGACUUCCACCUUGUACCCAGAUUUCAUGUGGCUAUGACUCCACUUAAAACUGGGCCUCUGCUAGCUUUACUUUGCAGCUGCUCAGUCAUGCUAAUGUAGCAGGAUGAUCAUACUCUUGCAAAAUUCUCCUUGCAAGAAUUGCUCUCUACGAGUGAUUCUCAGCAUUUUCCAGGGGGCCCCACUCCCAUGCAGCUGGGUCCUCCCGCUAACAUUUAGCAACAGUUGAAUGGCAGGGUGAUCAUGACCCCCCCCCCCUGCCCCCAGAUGCCUUGUUUGCAACCCUCAGGGAGCUCUGUAAGCUCUGAAAAGUGACUGCCAUCAUGGGGUUCCUGUGUUUGUCCAGAUCAAGAAUUCACCAUUUAUAUGUAAAAAGCUCCUUGCCCUCCCUCUGUAAUAAAACAUGAAAACCUGCAAACUCAGCCUGGGAACUGAGAGUCAAGCUGGGUUUCCUCCGUAUGCGUUGCCACCAGCCAGAGGUUCUGCACACCACAUCCUGCCCUCAGGCCUGGAUACUGUCCUUAUCUAUCGCUUAGGCCCACAGUGUCAUCAGUGCAACCCUUCACACAUGCAUGAGGGAUUGGCUCCAUCAUUGAAAGGUAGCAGAAUAUUCUGCCUGUGAUGCAUAGGGAGGCGCAGACUCCAGCUCGCUCUUCUGGGGCACUGCAGUAUUCACAGCACUAAAGGUUUCUAACACCAGCAGCUCACCUCUGUGCUACAGCAGGAGCAGGGCUGUUGAGGAUGAAAGGGCCAUUUUUGAAUCAUGCUGAAAUUAGGUAAUUUGCCUAGAGCCCAUCCACCUGGGGCUGCCCCUUUUCCUACACUCCCUGAUUUUAUCGCCUUCCUUUAGUCAUAACAAGUAGCUGAGGUGGCGAGACUCUAGACUCCUAGUGUCAUUCACGUUCACUCUCCUUGGUGAACUCUUAUCUGCUGUACUGAAAACCAUUUGGCAGAUACUUCAGAGAGUCAGUUGAUGGUUAUAAAAAGUCACAGUCUUCUACCGUGUGCCCCCCACCAGGCCUUGUCCUGAUCCAGGCAUCCUCCCCGCCUCCAACUUCUAAAUAUAUAUUUCUACCUUGAGCUCUGUCCCACUUUCAAGCUGGAGCACUGGGUUCAUCCAACCACCUCCAUGCCAUUACACAGAGGGGAUCACGUAGCCUCUGAUAGGUGCAGCAACAAAGCAAGUAAAGUACAGUGCAAAAUUUGCCCCAGGCUGUGGAGGGGUGGAAGCCUGCAUGUAAUUAAGGACCCCAGUUACUGGAGUGCCCAAGUCUGGGUUCGCCCAUGUACUCCCGCUAGGGCCUAUUGCUGGGGUUCUGAUCGUGGGGUAGGGGAGUGACUUUCUCUAAUACACACUUCUGGUUUAGUUGAGCUGCUUCUCAAAUGAGUUUAAGGCCGGUUGAUUUUUCACCUUGCCACCAUCCAAGCUGCUGCUACUGUCCAGGACACUCCACUGAAAUCUCCCCCCACCCCAGCUUCCCUCUCACCUGCAUUAGCGUCUCAGCUUCAAGACCUUGCCUGCUUCCACCCCAUUCUCCAGCUUUUCUCUUAAUCCAAUAUAUGCUUAUCCCUUUGCCAUUCUCCGGCUCCUCCCCACCUCCUCUUUAUACCCUCUCCCAUAUGAGCCCUACUGACACUUCACACUUCCUUCUUCAAACUCACUUCCUCCCCAGUGUCCUUCAGGAACAAUGCACUUCAUGGACAAUGACAUGGCAAAUUAGCCCCCAGCUGAAGAAUCAGUCAAACUGGAUCCCUCAGCUGUGAGUCAUGUCUUUCUGAACAAGGUCACCUGCAUUUGGUUGGGUUGUAAAUUCUGGGCUAGGGAUUAGAAAGGAGGAGACAGCUAUUGUUUUUGUUGCUGUUAGGAGUGGAAGAACCUGGCUCCAGCGAUCUCUUUGUAUACAGGGCCGUGCCCCGCUCAGGCACUCAAAAAAGAGACAUAAUCUGACUCAGUCUUUCAAAGGGGAAACUUGAGAUGCUUUAACUUUUUUAAAAAAGUCUUUUAUUGCAACAUCAUAUGCUUUCAUCUGGUAUCCCAGCCCUGGAAUUUCUGCAUAUGGAUAGUUCAAACAAUUUUAUUUUUAAAUUAACUCAUUAAUAUAUAUAUAUAUUUUUCCUUUUAUACAAACAGCCCCCAAACAUCAUGUAAUUUCUAUCCCCUCCUAACUUUAACAGCUAGCAGAAGUCAGUGGCAGACAGCUUUCCUUUUUGGCAAAUCAGGCUAAGCACGAUGGGAGGACGGGUAGAAGGAAAAAGCAGCCUGACAAACAAGACUCUGUUUCUGGUGGCAGCCUAGGAGGGAGUUUUUCCUCCUCUCCUCCCUGGAGGGCGACAUAGUCACAGAGUAAGACACCAUCAGUGCCCAGAAAUCAAUGUAAGCAGCAGUGUUCUACCUCCCAUCAUAGCAGACAAGAGUCCAGCUGGCUUCUGCCCUUUAAUAAAAUAGUAAUCUGUAAGAAUCUCUCUUAUCAAAGCAGCAUUUUUUUUAAACUUUU
Mauremys mutica (yellowpond turtle) is the source of this 7470-nucleotide messenger RNA. It is a transcript of the gene BYSL, whose product is annotated as bystin like. Gene Ontology annotation, biological process: rRNA processing. The record is from RefSeq and is a predicted model, not a curated record. Bases 109 to 1449 code for a protein of 446 amino acids. The transcript is spliced from 7 exons. Gene Ontology annotation, cellular component: cytoplasm; nucleolus; preribosome, small subunit precursor. Lineage: Eukaryota; Metazoa; Chordata; Testudines; Geoemydidae. Gene Ontology annotation, molecular function: snoRNA binding.